This is a messenger RNA of Colletotrichum siamense, 786 nucleotides long. Its product is annotated as putative methyltransferase. The record is from RefSeq and is a predicted model, not a curated record. The transcript has a single exon. Bases 1 to 786 code for a protein of 261 amino acids. Lineage: Eukaryota; Fungi; Ascomycota; Sordariomycetes; Glomerellales; Glomerellaceae.
AUGGCUGCUACGGAUACAGACGAACUGGCGAGAGGUUACACCCUCGUAAACGACACUCAGUUCAACACAGGCCUGUUCCUUCUUGACAGACUGAAAGUAGGCCCGGGCAUGCGUGUUCUAGAUGUUGGCUGCGGACCAGGCAACCUCACAGCUCACAUCGCAGACAUAGUCGGCUCGGAGGGUCACGUUGACGGUGUUGAUCCCAGCAAAGAGCGCCUUGCCCUUGCCCGCGAAGUAGCAAGGCCCAACUUGUCGUUCCACGUGGGAACAGCCGAGGAUCUGUCGCAAUUCAAGACGGCUACUUACGACAUCGUCUUCGUCAACUCCACGUUCCACUGGGUACAGGACCAGCCUGCGGCAAUUGCGGAGUUUGCUAGGGUGCUGAGACCCGGCGGCCGACUUGGGAUGUCUGGCGGCUCCGGGGAUUACAAGGCAGCACACGAAAAGAUCAAAGAGGAAGUCCUUGGCAGAGAGCCAUACAAAAAGUACCCAGUCAUCAGCGGGCCAAAGUUUAUCAAACAGAAAGACUUGGACCAGCUCUUAGCUGGUGCGGGAUUUAAGGAGACGACUUUUGUCAUAAACAAGAUUGUUAAGACAGCGAAAGACGGCGAAGCCAUGAUCAAUUGGUUAGACUCAAGUUCCUCAGGAAAGACAUAUGGUGGCGUUCCGGUCGAGUUACGAUCCAAGGUGCGGGAAGAGAUGAAGCAGGAAUGGGAGAAGCUCACGACGAAAGACGGUAUUCACAUGGACAUGCAGCUAUUGGUUACAGUAGCCACUAGAGGAUAG